UAGACCCAAUCUUCAGUUUAUAGAAUCAACAACAGCCCAACAACAUUCCCACAAUGAGAACUUUUCUACUGAUCUGUUUCCUGGCUCUGGCCGGCUUCGCACCUGCAGCUCUGGCCCGCAUCUUGGAUCGCUGCUCCCUGGCCCGCGAGAUGAACGAUCUGCUUGUGCCCCGCCGUGAGCUGGCCCGCUGGGCCUGCAUUGCCAAGCACGAGAGCUCCUACCACACCGAUGUGGUGGGGCCGCCCAAACCGGAUAACUCCACUGACUACGGCAUUUUCCAGAUCAACGAUCUUUACUGGUGCCAGCCGGAGGGGGCUGAAUUCUCCUACAACAUGUGCGGCAUAAGCUGCAAUGCCCUUCUCGACAACAACAUCAAACAAUCCGUGACAUGCGCCCAAACGGUGCUCAAAAAGCAGGGAUGGACCGCCUGGUCCACCUGGGACUACUGCAAAGGCAAUCUGCCAUCAAUCGACGAUUGUUUCAAAAACAUACAUCCAUAA
This is a messenger RNA of Drosophila obscura, 500 nucleotides long. Its product is annotated as lysozyme B-like. The transcript has a single exon. Gene Ontology annotation, molecular function: lysozyme activity. The coding region runs from base 54 to 500 and encodes 148 amino acids. NCBI's taxonomy places the organism in Eukaryota, Metazoa, Arthropoda, Insecta, Diptera, Drosophilidae. The record is from RefSeq and is a predicted model, not a curated record.